AUGGUGAAUGAAGAAAAUGAAGGAACGGUGAAUGAAAAUGAAGGAACAGUGAAUGAAGAUGAAGGAAUGGUGAAUGAAGAUAAAGGAACGGUGAAUGAAGAUAAAAGAGUGGUGGAUGAAGAUGAAGGAAUGGUGAAUGAAAAUGAAGGAAUGGUGAAUGAAAAUGAAGGAACAGUGAAUGAAGAUGAAGGAAUGGUGAAUGAAGAUAAAGGAACGGUGAAUGAAGAUAAAGGAAUGGUGGAUGAAGAUGAAGGAAUGGUGAAUGAAAAUGAAGGAAUGGUGAAUGAAAAUGAAGGAACAGUGAAUGAAGAUGAAGGAAUGGUGAAUGAAGAUAAAGGAACGGUGAAUGAAGAUAAAGGAAUGGUGGAUGAAGAUGAAGGAAUGGUGAAUGAAAAUGAAGGAAUGGUGAAUGAAAAUGAAGGAAUGGAUCAGCCAGGGUGGAAAGAAGAGCCAAGGCACAUCGUUCCUCCUCCUCCUCCUUCUCCUCCUCCUCUUUCUAUGGAACGGCGUUCAAAGCAACUAGGCGACGAUCGAACAACCAUCAAUGAUAGCCCACGCCAUAUGUACGACUAA
Messenger RNA from Cercopithifilaria johnstoni, 573 nucleotides. The record is from the annotation of a GenBank genome assembly. NCBI's taxonomy places the organism in Eukaryota, Metazoa, Nematoda, Chromadorea, Rhabditida, Onchocercidae.